Molecule: messenger RNA, 2772 nt
Organism: Morchella sextelata
Lineage: Eukaryota; Fungi; Ascomycota; Pezizomycetes; Pezizales; Morchellaceae
Exons: 5
Coding region: 1-2772 (923 amino acids)
Cellular component (GO): cytoplasm; membrane; microtubule
Molecular function (GO): microtubule binding; GTP binding; GTPase activity
Source: RefSeq, a predicted model, not a curated record
AUGAGUGCCCGUCUCCUCUCAUCCAGAGCUGUUUCCUCAGCGAUUUUACGCCGGCCUCAAAUUGCCACUCGCCGUGUUCUUUCGGCUGCACCUUUAUCCACAUCUACCAUAAAAUCUAGUAGUACUACCUCCGGCGGCCUUCUACGUCUUGAGUCUGUACUGAGGUCUCAACGGCAAACAUGGCCCAACCAGAUCUAUCGUGCUCACAGUGCCGGGGCUACGACAGUUAGGGCUUUGAGCUUUCACCGGGCUAUACCAAAGCUCAUGAUGAAAUUUAUUAGGAUACCAGCUGCGUUUGGUGGCGCUAUGAUUGCAGGUUUGGCUUAUGUACAGUAUCAGGCCCAGCAGGCGGGCAAUUACGCUAUAGGGGUCUUCAAUUCGGCUGGCGAAAUUGUAGGAACGACUUAUUCUGGGGCCAAGCAGAAGGUCAAUGAUAUUUACGGAGGAGUAGCCGGUGGAAUCGGCUCAGUUGAGCUUCCCGAGAUGCCUGAAUGGAUGCAAGGCUUGUUUUCCGGGGGUGGAAAGGGCUCCGAGAAUCCGGGCGGUGGUAGCGGUCAGGACCCAAAGGGAGGAGGCCCUAGAAAAGCUGCGGCUUCGGUUCUAGCAGGCGCAGCAUUAUACGGCGCUGGUGAUGAUGACGAGCGGACCGAUCAACAAGCUGCCAAAGAUGACCAAAUGAUGGUUUUGACUAGGAAGAUGAUUGAAAUACGGAGCAUUCUGCAGAAGGUUGGACAGACGGGGGUUCUUCAACUUCCUUCAAUCGUGGUUAUUGGCUCGCAGAGUUCAGGAAAGAGUUCAGUUUUGGAGGCAAUUGUCGGUCACGAAUUCUUACCGAAGGGCUCAAACAUGGUUACCCGCCGGCCGAUUGAAUUGACCCUUAUCAAUACGCCCGAGUCACCGGUCGAAUAUGGCGAGUUUCCAGCUCUUGGACUUGGACGCAUUUCAGACUUUACCCAGAUUCAGCGGACACUUACCGACCUCAAUCUUGCUGUUCCUGAGGCCGAUUGUGUGUCUGAUGAUCCUAUACAACUCAAUAUCUACUCCCCUACUGUCCCAGACCUAUCGCUUAUUGAUCUUCCGGGUUAUAUCCAAAUUAGUGCCCAUGAUCAGCCCGAAGAAUUGAAGGGAAAGAUUGCGGCUUUAUGUGAUAAAUACAUCCAGGCACCUAACGUUAUUCUUGCAAUUUCAGCCGCUGAUGUCGACUUGGCGAAUUCCACGGCCUUGAGGGCAAGCAGAAGAGUUGACCCAAGAGGUGAAAGGACUAUUGGUGUUAUCACAAAGAUGGAUUUGGUGGAUCCCAAACGGGGAAGCGCGAUUUUGAGGGAUAGAAAUUACCCUCUGCGGCUAGGCUAUGUGGGGGUUGUCUGUAGAACGCCAUCUUCAAAAUUAGGCUUCCUAGGCAGCAAAAACGUCAACAUCUCCAACGCUAUUAGCAAAAACGAAAAUGCCUACUUUGGAGCACACCCUGAAUUUGCUGCACCUGACAGCCAACUAACAGUCGGAACUCAAAAUUUAAGAAAGAAGCUCAUGACUGUUCUAGAGCAGACUAUGGCAUUGAGUCUACGAAGCACAAGUAAUGCAAUUCAUCAAGAGCUUGAAGAAGCAACCUAUGAAUUCAAAGUACAGUACAAUGACCGACCAUUGACUGCAGAGACCUAUCUGGCGGAAUCACUCGACAAAUUCAAGCAUUCCUUCAAGGAUUUUACUGAACACUUUGGCCGGCCACAGGUCAGGCAGCUUCUCAAGCACGAACUUGAUCAGAAGGUCCUUGAUCUCCUGGCAUCCCGAUACUGGAACAAGCCUCUUGGAGAAGACAAAUCACGAAGCCGUCUUGACGAAAGACCCUUAUCUGAGCUUCCAAACGCUGACUCGGAAAGUCUUUUCUGGCACCGUCGACUUGACGCCUCAACAUCUUCUCUCACAAAGCUCGGUGUCGGCCGUCUGGCUACCAAUGUGGUCGCCAACGCCCUCACUCAGCACAUGGACCGUCUCGUCUCUGAGUCUACGUUCAAGGAACAUCCCUUUGCAAAGCAGGCUAUCCAGGAAGCAACUAACGCGAUUCUAAACGAGAGAUUCUAUUCCACUAGCGACCAAGUCGAGAACUUGGAUGAUCGCGAGUGGGCACACAGCAGGGAGAAUGCCCAGCGGUUAUUAAAGGAGGAACUGAAGGCGUGUGAAGAAGCUUUGAAGAACAUGAAGACCACUAUUGGUGGAAAGAAGUUAGGCCAGGUCAUGACCUUUGUGGAUAAAAUUAGACAGGGAGAGCAUGCAGAUGUGAAGGAGGGAACGGAGGCUUUUGGCUUUAGUCAAGCACUUUUGCAAAAGGGACGUGAGGGUGUCUUCCUAAGAGACAGAGCAGACCUCAUCAAGAUGCGUCUGAUGGCUCUCAAGAGCAAGCAGUGUGCAAACCUAGUUAACAAAUAUCACUGCCCGGAGAUCUUCAUGGAUGUAGUCGCCGAGAAACUGACCUCCACGGCCGUUCUCUUCCUGAACGUCGAGCUACUGUCAGAAUUCUACUACAACUUCCCUCGAGAGCUUGACAACCGCCUUGGUCGCCACCUCUCAAUACAGCAAGUCGAGGCCUUCGCUCGCGAAGACCCAAAGAUCCGAAAACACAUUGACCUUCAGAAGCGAAAAGAGCUCCUCGAGCUCGCAUUAGAGAAGAUGGAGAGCCUCAUGGCCCUAGAGAAGAGCAAGAAGCAGGCCCAGGGGGGAGCUGCAGCGGAACAUAGUCCAAGUGUGAGAGGUAGCAGGUGGGGUGGUAUGUUUUAG